Molecule: messenger RNA, 690 nt
Organism: Loa loa (African eye worm)
Lineage: Eukaryota; Metazoa; Nematoda; Chromadorea; Rhabditida; Onchocercidae
Exons: 8
Coding region: 1-690 (229 amino acids)
Source: RefSeq, a predicted model, not a curated record
AUGGUGAUGGUUGUGGUAGUGCUAUUAGUGGUGAUAGUGGUUGUGUUGGUUCUCAGUAAUGUUAAAUCGGGACGAAGAUGUUUAAAGAUAAUAUUUUUUGCAAUGCUUGCUAUAAAUGCAUCAAAAGAAAAGAACGAUUACAAAAAAGGAAAAAAAAGAACUGUCGCAAUAAAUGACAUUGAUGAAAAUAUUGAAAACAAAAAAAAACGAAAAAAGACGGUAAAGAAAGGAAAUUUAAAAGGGGGAAAAAAAUUUGAUCAUUUUUGCAAUCAACACUGGACCAAGAAAAAAAAAGAGAAUGGAAGAGUAAAGGACACAAAAGGAGUGAGAGGAAGCCAAAGAGCCAACAAACUUUCUUUAUUGUGCACAGUAAAUUACUCAAUGAAAGAGAAGAAGAAAUUUAAUGCGAACUUAAGGUGGAUAAUGAUACUGUAUGAAAGCGGACAAAAUUUAUCGAAAAUUUAUCGAAGGGACAAAAUUUAUCGAAGAGGGAUACGGAUACCGGGAGAUAAGGAUACUGUAUUUGGACCACAAAAUUAUUUUUGUAAUAAACUUAAUUUCAUUGCUAAAAAUUACAGUAAAAUUAAUGGGUGCAAUGCCGAUGCGAUUAAGCUGAAUAAGACAAAAAAAAAAAAUGCUUUAUACCAUAAAGAGUUGGUAUUGGAUUGGGAAAAAUCGGGAAAUAACUGA